Molecule: messenger RNA, 1476 nt
Organism: Magnolia sinica
Lineage: Eukaryota; Viridiplantae; Streptophyta; Magnoliopsida; Magnoliales; Magnoliaceae
Exons: 4
Coding region: 81-1100 (339 amino acids)
Source: RefSeq, a predicted model, not a curated record
UCUUCCCUUUCUCUCUCUCUGCAACUCUCAAUCGCGGAGAAAUUUGAAAAAAUUAAAAAAGAAAAAAAAAAGGAGAAAAAAUGGGGAAGCUUCUCUGCGAUACUUCCGCCAUGGCCGAAACGCUACAAACCCCAUCGCCGAUACUCCCGCCGUGGCCCCCACAAGACCCGAUACCGCCACCAUCCCCUCGCGAAACUGCCAGCCUCCUCCCCCAAACCACCGUUUGGGAUUCCGUAAGCGGUUUAGAGCCCCAGCAAAAGCGGUAUCUAGAAAACCUCUCCUCCAAAGGCGUCUUCUGGAAGUGCCCCGACGGAUCCUCGCCGUCCAUCUCGUCUUCGACCUUCUGCCUCUUUCACGGCGGGGAUGUUGAGGCGGACGGAAAUUGCCUGUUCACGGCCGCGAAGAAGGCGAUGGGAUUGAAGAUCGGAGUGAGGGAUCUGAGGAAUCGGACGGUCAGGAGGUUCUUGGAGGAAUACGGACUGGACGGUGGUGAUCAGAUUGAUGCAGCAAUACGGCAUCUGUAUUCGCCGGAUUUGAAGGCGGGGUGGGGGAUCCACGUGGUGCAGGAGGUGAAGCUGCUGGCGAGGAAGGAUGAAAGGGAGGCGUUGGAUCGGGCAAUCAUGGAGAUGGUAGAAAUCGGGAUGCAGAGGGAAAUGGCUGCGGAGUCCAUAUAUAAGGAGAGAUGCAUUGCCGUGGAUGAUGGUCCAAGUUGGGCCAAGUACAUGUCCAUAUCUGGUUCACCAGAAGAUGAAUAUGAUAUUAUCACCUUGCAAUACACAGAGGAGGGUUUAUUGACGGUAGAUGAGAAUAGGGAGGGCCAUGCAGCUGCUUUUGGUGAUGAUAUAGCGAUAGAGAGUCUUGCAACGGAGUUCAAACGAGAGAUAUAUGUGGUUCAAGCCCAUGGCUCGGAUGCAAUGGUUGAUGAAGAUAAUUGUGUCUUCUUCCUUCCACAUCGUCCCAGGGGUCAAAUUUGUGAACUCCCAUUUUUUCUCUUUAUGAAAGGGACAGGGUGGUGCGGUGCUGGAGCUGAUCAUUAUGAGCCCUUGAUAGCCCAUCCCGCUCCAUUUAUUUCCCAGGAGAAGGCAGCUGUUGUACUUUGAGGACAUUACCGUCCUGCAGUUUUGUGGAUUAGAUGUUGAGUAGAGAGUUGUUCUAUGGUUGUGAGAGUAAUCUAUUUUUGGCGAUUCUUUUCAUAGGGUGCUAGGAGAAAUUUCAUUGCUUCAGUCUCCAUUUAUAACAUGAGCCCGUUUGGAUCAUAUUGACUCUAACCUGUAAGCUACCUACCUGUGCUUGAGACCCUGUUGCACCCAAGUAGUGGUGUUGCCAGCAUAUGCUGUUUUCUUUUUCUUCCUGUUAUUUUCUUGAGCUGGUAGAGCUCGUGUUAUAUUGUGUUGUCAGGCAUUCUGGAUUAUUCAGUGUUGUUCUUUGCCACUUUUCUAUUUAGUAAAUGGCAGAGCCGUGUUUUUUGUCUGUCGA